ACGGCGUAUUGCUAAACAUCUGUCGUCGUCGAUGAUCGCUCUCUUGCGAUGAGUCUCUUUUCGGCAGUGAUAAUCUAGAUUUUUAUCUGCGUUAGGACUGCCGCGGGUGAACUAUGUUGAUCGCGAAAGAUGCAAAAUACUGAAAAGACAAGGGAAAUGUUCAUCGUACGUGCUCUCGAGAAAAUCCUUAGCGACAAGGACAUCAAACGAUCACACCACUCCCAGCUGAAAAGGGCCUGUGAGGUGGCACUCGAGGACAUUCGCAAGGAGUUAAAAGAUGUGGACACGGAUUCGUCCUCUUCGGCUCUUCCACUGCCAAAGAACGAUGCUGCGAAUAUCGUUAGCGCAGAGAAAUACUUUCUUCCCUUUGAGCUGGCGUGCCAGAGCAAGGGGACCAGAAUCGUCGUCACCGCCCUAGACUGCUUACAAAAAUUAAUCGCUUAUGGCCACUUGACUGGGAAUAUUGUUGAUUCAACCAGCCCGGACAAAUUCCUAAUUAACCGGAUUGUGGAAACGGUUUGUGGUUGCUUCACAGGUCCCAAUACUGAUGAGGGUGUUCAACUUCAAAUCAUCAAGGCUCUACUUACUGUGGUGACCAGUCAGCAUGUGCAGAUCCACGAAGCAUCAAUCCUCUUGGCCGUCCGGACGUGUUACAAUAUCUACCUGGCCAGCAAAAAUUUAAUUAACCAGACAACUGCAAGGGCAACACUAACGCAGAUGCUGAAUGUAAUUUUUGCUCGAAUGGAAGCAUGUGCUGAGAGAAUUGACACAGCAGACAGCGAAAGUGGUGUUGACUCUUCGCAAACACCGUCCAUUCCAAAUGGUGAAAUACAAACAGAGGCUGAAGUGCACGCCGAAAUGAGCUUAUCAGAAGAAAACGUGGCGGAUGAUUCAAUCCCUGACGAGAGAAUUGUGCCCGGGGAGGAAAGUCUCUCAGAGGAGGAUGAAGUUAAAAAAGUUGCCACCUUGUUUGUCGACCAGCUUAUGGAGCAAGCAUUGCAAGGUGUUGCUUUGAAAUCGGACGAUUGCUCUGAAAUAGUUGAAAAUGGAAGAGCAGGAAGUGACAGCAUCAGCAGUCAGCCUUCCACAGGCUCUGCAGUCAACACAAGUGUCAGUGGUCGAACAACUCCCGCGCCAACACUUCCACGUGUUCCGUCACAGGAGAGCAUGGAUGUCACCGAGACCGAUGCUCCAGCCAGGUUCACCCACGUGACCCAAAAAGACGCCUUUUUGGUGUUCAGGGCACUCUGCAAACUGUCCAUGAAACCACUCCCCGACGGCAUACCAGAUCCAAAAAGUCACGAGCUCCGUUCCAAGGUGCUAUCCCUGCAGUUGCUGCUUGCAGUUCUGCAAAACGCUGGACCAACAUUUAAAUCAAGUCCUAUGUUCAUCACGGCCAUCAAGCAGUAUUUGUGCGUCGCCCUGUCCAAAAAUGGUGUCUCCUCAGUACCAGAAGUGUUUGAAUUGUCACUGGCGAUCUUCUUGGCGCUUCUCUCUAAAUUCAAGCAACACCUGAAAAUGCAAAUUGAGGUGUUUUUCAGGGAGAUUUUCCUCAAUAUCUUGGAGACUUCCAGUUCUUCAUUUGAGCAUAAGUGGAUGGUAAUGCAGGCGCUGACAAGAAUUUGUGCUGAUGCCCAGAGUGUGGUGGACAUUUAUGUCAACUACGACUGUGACCUGGCGGCUGCAAAUAUUUUCGAGCGCCUGGUGAAUGACCUUUCGAAGAUUGCCCAGGGCAGACAAGCCUUGGAACUUGGAGCAACGCCGAACCAGGAGAAAAGCAUGCGGAUCCGUGGUCUUGAGUGUCUUGUCAGCAUUCUCAAGUGCAUGGUGGAGUGGAGCAGAGACCUCUACGUCAAUCCCAUCUCUCAGACUAAUCUGGGCCAGGACGAGAAGCCCUCAUCGACUGCGAAAGAAAAUCACGUUGCCGCCAACCACCUGACGCCUUCCUCGGAUAACCCGCAGCAGUUUGAAGAGAAGAAGGCGCAGAAGGAGGUGUGGGAGCAGGGUAUCGAGAUGUUCAAUGCCAAGCCACUUUCAGGCCUUCGCUUUCUCGAGCAAAAUAAACUGCUCAACAGGGAAGCAAACAGUGUUGCCGAAUUUCUGCACAAUGAGGAAAGGUUGGAUAGAAACACCGUCGGCGACUUUUUAGGAGAAAACUCGGACUACUGCAAAGAGGUGAUGUGUGCAUACGUUGACCUGAUGGACUUCCACGGGCGGGACAUCGUUUCUGCACUUAGAAGCUUCCUCGAUGGUUUCAGACUCCCUGGGGAGGCGCAGAAAAUUGACAGGCUGAUGGAAAAAUUUGCAGCCCGAUAUUGGGAAUGCAACCCAAGUGAUGGUAUUUUUGCCAGCGCUGACACUGCCUAUGUCUUGGCCUAUUCUAUCAUCAUGCUUACGACUGACCUCCACAGCCCUCAAGUGAAGCAUAAAAUGAGCAAGGAGCAGUAUAUAAAAAUGAACCGAGGAAUCAACGACAGCAAAGACAUUCCUGCUGAAUAUUUGUCACAGAUUUACGACGAAAUUGCUGGCCACGAAAUCAAAAUGAAGGUUACAAGCUCCAACAAACCUGGCAAGCAAGUGAUCCAGAAUGAAAAGAAGCGGCGUUUUCUUUUCAACAUGGAAAUGGAGGCGAUUAGCAGUGCUGCUAAAAACCUGAUGCAGUCAGUGAGUCAUGUGCAAGCGCCGUUCACGUCCGCACAACACCUAGAACACGUCCGACCAAUGUUUAAGAUGGCGUGGACGCCGUUCUUGGCAGCCUUUAGUGUUGGAUUACAGGAUUGUGAUGAUCCUGAAGUUGCCACCCUCUGCUUGGAUGGAAUCAGGUGUGCCAUCCGGAUUGCCUGCAUUUUCCACAUGAAUCUGGAAAGGGACGCUUACGUUCAAGCCCUGGCGCGCUUCACCCUACUUACAGCCAACUCUCCAAUCACCGAAAUGAAGUCAAAGAACAUCGAUACCAUCAAAAUUUUGAUAACCGUAGCGCACACCGACGGCAACUAUCUGGGCAGCUCAUGGUUGGAUAUCAUCAAGUGCAUUUCCCAACUCGAGUUGGCCCAGCUUGUGGGCACCAGUGUCCGACCACAAGUGUUCUCCUCCUCCAAAUCGUUUUCCUCUUUUCUUUCGCCAUCCUCCUCUUUUCACAAUUAUGGCGACAGUUCGUUGAACCUCAACUCACUGGACCCUAGCGUCAAGGAGAGCAUUGGCGAGACAAGUUCUCAGUCUGUAGUAGUUGCUGUUGACAGAAUAUUCACUGGAUCCACGCGCCUAGAUGGAGAUGCGAUUGUUGACUUUGUCAAAGCUCUAUGCCAAGUGUCCUUGGAGGAACUGAGCAAACCCAAUCCUCGAAUGUUCAGUCUCCAGAAAAUUGUGGAGAUUUCGUACUACAACAUGGGCCGUAUCAGGCUGCAGUGGUCACGCAUCUGGCAAGUGAUUGGCGAGCACUUCGACCGGGUUGGUUGUUCCCCGAACGAGGACAUUGCCUUUUUUGCAGUUGACUCGCUGAGGCAAUUAGCCACAAAGUUUAUCGAGAAGGGGGAAUUCGCAAACUUCCGCUUCCAAAAAGAUUUCCUGCGGCCUUUUGAGACGAUUGCCAAGAAGAACCGAAGCGCCACAAUCAAGGAUAUGGUGGUGCGAUGCAUCACGCAAAUGGUCCAGUCUCAGGCCCACAACAUUCGGUCCGGAUGGAAAAACAUCUUUAGUGUUUUCCAUCUGGCAGCUGCUGACUCCGACGAGCCCCUGGUGGAGCUCGCCUUUGUUACAACGGGAAAGAUCAUAAACAAUCUAUACGAGCAGCAGUUUCCAGUUAUGAUUGAUUCAUUCCAAGAUGCAGUCAAGUGCCUUUCAGAAUUUGCUUGCAACGCUGCCUUCCCCGACACAAGCAUGGAGGCCAUUCGACUUCUCAGAAUAUGUGCCAAAUAUGUUGUGGAAAAGCCACAGCUCUUCAUGGAGCACAACAUGGAGCAAGACAUGCAAGUUUGCGAAGAAGAUAGACCAUGGGUGCGCGGCUGGUUUCCACUCUUAUUUGAACUUUCUUGCAUAGUAAACAGAUGCAAAUUAGAUGUCAGGACGAGAGCUCUCACUGUGCUCUUUGAAAUCAUCAAAACUUACGGCGACACCUUCAAACCCAACUGGUGGCGCGAUUUGUUCCAAGUUCUCUUCAGAAUAUUUGACAACAUGAAGCUGCCUGAACAACAAACAGAGAAAGCGGAGUGGAUGACGACGACAUGUAAUCACGCCCUUUACGCCAUCGUGGACGUCUUUUCUCAAUACUUUGACGUCCUUGGUCCUCUACUUCUUGAAGACCUCUACACCCAACUGAUUUGGUGUGUGCACCAAGAUAACGAGCAGCUGGCCAAAUCAGGCACCAACUGCUUUGAAAACCUGGUCAUAUCCAACGGAUCCCGCUUCACAGAAGAAAUCUGGAACAAGACUUGCGCCUGCCUGGCCAGUUUGUUCACCCUUUCAUGUCCUUUGCUUGGUCACCACAUCAACAAAAAAGUUGAAAUCUUUGGUGGAAUUUAUACGGUGCGCUCUCAAGAGAGCUUCGAUGAAAUCCUCAAGUACGAUCCGGAUCCUAAAAAGUUUUCUGCUUUCCUUAUACAAAGCAUGGUGUUCCAAGAAGUGAUGGUCACAGUGGAAAAUUUCAUUUUCUUCCCCUUCCACCCCGACGAGUCUGAAAAGGCAACUUCAAUGAGUGAUUCGGAUAGUGUAAAGACAACUGAAAUUCCUGGCAUGUACAGCAAAAUGAGUUCUAAGCACCUGUUGAACAUCGUCAGCCAUCUAUACAAUUGCAACCAAAUCGUUUCAAAUCUUGACAGCAAUACUGCUGUCCAAGGUGCUCUUUGGAGGGCUGUGCAAGACGUAGACAUUGCGCAGAUGCCACUUGCCAGCUGGACUGUGCAAACUAAAGAAAAGUUACUGCCGUUGAAUGAAAAUUCCAAGCCGAGAAUCAUGCGAAUGGCUGGAUUUGAGGGCGGGCCUAAUAUUUCUGCCUUUACUCAUGAGUACCGAACAAUGUCGAUAUGCAUGAAAAUAAUGUUUGCCAUUCUCCGGGAUCCACUCAGACAAGAUGUUCAUAAAGAAGUGAAAGAAAUCCUGCUAGAGCAAUCUGUGUUGGUCUUGCAGAAAUUUUUACAUCUCACAGAUGCGUAUCAACUCGAAAGAUGGGCUAGACUGUUUAAGCUCAUUAUGGUCAACAUUUGUGAACUCCCAGACGCAGAGUUCAAAGACUACGCUGCUGUCCACUACCCCAUGCUGUGUUACAUCCAGUGCAAGGACAUAAGUCCCGAGCUCCGCCUUCUUCUGAGCGAAUACUUCCUUCGCCUGGGAACUGUGUUUCAAGUGACCGAUAAGGCGCUUGCCGACUACCUAGAUAACACCACUAAUUCCUUGCAAAAGCUCCUCGCCGCGCCUACUUUGUUAUAUUCAGAACAUUUGCGGAGAGUUGAAGAGGUCGCCAAAGAAGUGCCCAGCCAGCAUAGACCUAUAGACAAGAUGACUGUCACUGCGUAUGUUUUGAAAAAUUACAGUGAACUGUAACGAAUUUGUGAUACACAAACACACUAGUAGUGCAGAGGGACAAGGAAUAUAAUGCAAAACAGCUUUUGGCCGUAUUGACAAAACUGACCCACUCGAUGAGCGUCUCGUUAGCCCCGGUUCUUUAUAUUGAGUCAAGACUGUUCCCAAACAAUCAAAAUAUGUGUUGAUUGCUCAAUACCGUAAAUCCAAUUGGUGAACUAUUUUACAUUGCGAUUUGUCUAAAAUUGCAAAUCAGUUUUCUGUGGAAGACGUCAUUGAGUGGCAGUAGUUUUGCUGAAAUCGAGGGGCAGCGUUUGUUCAAGAAGUGCCAAGGAGUUUUGUCGUGGCUCUUUCACAUUUUUUUAAUAAUUUAUCAUUCCAAAAUCGUCCCUCAUUAAGAAGUAAUGUGUUGAUAAGUGCAAUUAAUUAUUAUCUCACUUUUCAAACGAAAUUUGUCUAGCAUGUUUGUAGCCAAUAAUUUAUUACGUUAUCUUUUUGCUGUGCAGCCGUUAUUGUAACAAUAAAGUUUAAAUAAUUUAACUUC
This is a messenger RNA of Neocloeon triangulifer, 6058 nucleotides long. RefSeq names its product brefeldin A-inhibited guanine nucleotide-exchange protein 1 (gene Sec71). Gene Ontology annotation, biological process: regulation of ARF protein signal transduction. Gene Ontology annotation, molecular function: guanyl-nucleotide exchange factor activity. Lineage: Eukaryota; Metazoa; Arthropoda; Insecta; Ephemeroptera; Baetidae. The record is from RefSeq and is a predicted model, not a curated record. The coding region runs from base 130 to 5535 and encodes 1801 amino acids. The transcript is spliced from 20 exons.